Messenger RNA from Paramecium primaurelia, 5328 nucleotides. The record is from the annotation of a GenBank genome assembly. NCBI's taxonomy places the organism in Eukaryota, Ciliophora, Oligohymenophorea, Peniculida, Parameciidae.
AUGUAAUUUUAAUAAAUAUCCAAGUCUUUCACUCCCAAGAAUACUACACAAAAGAAAACUAUAUUUCAUUAAGAAAAGCAAAAGCAGAUUGAGCAAGAAAAAGAAGAAUAGAAAGAUAAAGCAGAAGCUGAUACUUACACUAUUAGAUUUGCAAAGUAAAUGAGAUUAAUGAUUCAUUAAUAACAAAAUGUGUAAGAUUUUUGAUAAUCUAGAAAUUUGAGAGAAAAUAUUGUUAAUUUGAAAAAACGAAAGACUUUAGAAGGUUUUUCAGGAGAAACGCCAGUUUCAAUUCAAUAAUGUUUCUCCUUUCUUAAUUCUGCAAUUUAGAAUGCUAGAAGCUUAAGGUUAAAUUUUUAUCAAUCUAUAGAUCCCUUGACUUAUCAGGUAUAGAAAUUGAUCCCCUCUUAGCCAUAGAACUUGGAUAAGGUCUCCAAAAAAAUUCAUCUUUAAUUGAAAUCAAUCUUUCAGGAUGUAAACUAAACAGUUUUAGUUUAUAAUAUAUAUUUUCAUCAAUUGCAAACCACUAAACUUUGCAAUCAAUCAAUUUAUUUAAUAAUCAAGGCUUUAAUAUCGACCUUAUGAAUGAUAUAAACCAAUUUGUUUUUAAAGGAAAGAAUAAUCUAAAGAAAUUAAAAUUAACACAUUGUAAUAUAUCUAGUACUGCAAUGAGUUAUUUAUUGCGAAAUCUAAAGUAAAUAACAGUUUUAUUUUAGAUACUCUCAAUCAAUAAAUGCAAUAGAUAUAUCAAUGAUGUAAUUCACUACUGAUGUAUUAACAAGUUUAGGAAUGGCUCUUUAGCAUUAUAAAGGUAAAAAGGUCUUGGAGUAUUUAAAUAUUGGAGAUACUAAUAUAAGAAAUUAAGGAGUCAAAGUCUUGGCUCAAAGAGUUAGUUGGAAUAUUAGGAAAAUAAACUUGAAGGAACUUAAUAUAAGAAGAAACUUUAUCGAUUAAUAGGGGGUUCCACAUCUCGAGGCGUUUCUAAGGAAAAUAAAUAACUUAUAAAAGUUAGAUUUAUCAUAAAAUUAAUUAGAGGAAUUUAGUUGUUAAAAUUUAUUAUCUAGAAAAAUGUAUGAAGUAAAUUUAAGCUCUAAUUUAAUUUCUUGUUUUCCUUAAUAAUUCUUUUUUAACACUUUAAUAAUAAAUUUAUCAAAUAAUAAUUUAAAAAAUCAAGGUGCAUUUUAAUUAUCAAGUAUAUUAAGGUAGAAUCCUCUUUGGAUAGAACUAAAUCUUUCUAAUAAUCAAAUAAAAAGUGAAGGAUUUAACUCUCUUAUAUUUGGUCUUCGGGAUAACAAAAUGCUAAAGAAAUUUAUUGUUGCUAAUAAUCAUUUAGAUGGGGAAUCAAUAAUCACUUAUAUGAUAAAUCAUGAAUAGGUAUAUUUUGAACAUUUGGAUGUAUCUUAUAAUUUUAUAAGAUAUGCUUUAAUAUUUUUUUUAUUGAAAUUCAUAAAAAGUGGAUGUCUAAGAUGCUUUAGAUGUUCAUUUUAAUAAAAAUAAUCAAAUGAAACAUGGGAUAUAAAUAUAAAUCCGAAUUUAUUUCACGAAGAGGAGAAAUUUAUUAAAUCCACUUAAAAUUAAUUUUAAUUAAUAUCUUUUAAUUUAAGGGAAUUAGAUUUUUCAAAAAAUGAGAAUAUUUUUACUCCUGUAAUUAGUUCUUUAGCAACAUAUUUUAAUAAAAUAGAAAUUUUAGAUUUAUCUUCUUGUAAACCAAUUACAGAAUAAGAUAUAGAUUUGCUUUGUACAUUUUUAAAAAAAUCUACUGUAGUUUAUGAUUUAAAUUUAAGGGAUUUGAAUAUUGGAAGUUUAGAUGUAGAAAGUGUAAAGAAAUUGAGAAACUCUAUUCUUAAUAGUAGUCUUAAGAAAUUAAAUAUAAGCAAAAACCAUUUAUUUAAAUUAGCAAAGGCAUUUUAAAUAGAAGAAAUCCUUACAAACUACAAACUUGAAAGUUUAGAUAUGAGUUAUAAUGGAUUAGAAUCUAGACAUACCAAUUAUAUUGAAAUAGUAAUAUCAUCCUACAGAAAUUUGCAGGCCCUAAACUUAUCCCAUAAUAAUAUUGGUUUUACAGGUUUGAUAGCAAUCUCAAGAGUUAUGUAAGAAAAUAAGUGUUUAAAAAGUUUAAAGUAUGAAUUUAUUUAAUAUAUAUUAAGUAUUUCUCAUUAAAAAAUGAGUGCUGAUGAUUUGUUAAUCUUGAGUUAAAUAAUUUAAAAUGAAAAUCUUUAAUUUUUAAAUAUAUCAGAUAAUUCAGAAAUUAAAAGACUUAAAACAUUUUUCAAUUUAUGUUAAACUGAAAAAAUGGAACUUUUAUCAUUAUCAUAGAUACAUUUUGAUAAAUCAAACUUUAAGAAUCUAUUAAAUAUUAUUAAAAAAUAAACUAGGAAUAUUUUAGGGAUCACACUUAAUCGUUGCAGUUUCCGAUUAAAUGAUUAUGAAAAAUUCGGAUUGUAAUUGAUAAAAUGUAAAAAAUUAUAAAUGUUAUGUAUGACAUACAAUCCAUUAGUUUAUGUGGAUCUUAAUAAAACUGCAGCUAUAUUAAAUGAAUUGACAGAUUUGAAAAUAUUAAAACUCAAUUAAGUCUCAUUUACAGGAGAGUCCUUCUUUAAUGUCAAAGAAUGGAUUUUGAGCCCAAUUAAUUGUAGUGUAAUCAAUUUCAAUAUUCUAGUUGAUUACGCUAGAUCUAAGUGAAAAUGUAUUACGAUAAGAAUGGCUUGAUGAAUUAUGUAUUGGAAUUUCAGGGAAUAGAACUAUAUAACAUUUAUUUUUGAAUAAAUGCAAUUUAGGUAGGCUUAAUUUAGAACCUUUAGGAUUAGCUAUUUCUCAGAAUCUCACAAUAAGAAUAUUAUCAAUUGCUAAUAAUAAUAUUAUCAAUAAUCUUUGUAACAGCAAAUUUGCAUCUGUUUCAAAGUAUAAAACUGUACAAUUUGAAGAACUCAAUUUAUCUGAGAAUCCCUUAGAUGAAAAUGAAUUAAUUUAAUUUUUUACUUCUCAAGAAUAACAAAAUAAAUAGAAGUAAACUACUAUUAUAAAAUAAUUAAAUUUAUCAAAUUGUAAAUUAGAAAUAAGUUUUUUCAAAACUCUAGUAUAGGAACAUCAAAUUCAUAAGGAAUACUUUUUAUUUUCUCAUAUAAUAAGUUUAUCCUUAAGUAAUAAUCAUCUAGAUGAUUCCAUAGGAGAAUUACUAAAACAAACUAUAAUUUAAUCAAAUUAAUUAUAGGAGAUAUAUCUUUAAUAAAAUUUAUUUACAAGUAAAGGAAUGAUUUAAAUCUUUGAGGGUAUUUUUGCUACUUAAACAAUUAAAACUAUAAAUAUUUGCAGUAAUAAAAUAGGAGAUCUUUUUGCUAUGAAAUUAGAUUAAUUAAAAUUUCAUAAAUUUUCAGUAGAGUUCUUGUUGUUGAGAAAUAAUGAAUUUUAGAAAUAAGGUUAAAAAAUAUUAGCAUAAAUUCUAUCAGUCUAAAAGAAUUUAUUUAUUGAUAAUAUAUGGUCUAAUUUAGAUGAUGAUGAUGCAGAUAAUAUUUUGGAAUAAUAUACUAGAAUUUGCUAAAAAUAUCGUUUAGAUUAAACAUCAUUGCCAUCCUUUUUAAAAGAAAUAUAAUUAUCAAAAUCAAAUCUUACUGAUAAAUUUUGUGAAUCUUUUGGUAAAUAUUAUCCUCUUUUGGGAUUCAUAGAGUUUAUAGAUGUUUCAGAUAAUCCAUAUAUAACAAUGUAUGGUAAAGUAUAUUUAUUUUUUCAUUUAUUUGAUUACAGUUAUGAGAAACAUUAAUUAAGAGCAUUGCAUAUAACUGAUACUUAAGAAACUAGAAAAUUAUUUGAUGAUGGAUUAUUGCGUUAUUUAACUUUAAGAUUAAGAAAUUAUCUUUUACGUUAAUCAAAAUAAAAUAUGAAAAAAUAACACCCUAUACAACAAUAAGAAAAUACUCAAAAGGAAACAAAAAAAAUAUUUGGAGGUAUGUUAGGAUCAUGGUUAAUUCAUAAGAUAAAUAAGUUGAUGACUUAUUUAGAUUUAAUUGAACCAUAAAUAUUUAUAGUAAGUACUCUUUUUAUUGGUAAAUUUAGAAGAAACAAUAUUAAUAUAAAGAUAAUAGUUAUUUUAUUUUGGAUUGGAUUUGUUGUUGUUAAUAUAUCUUAGUUUUUUAAAUUAUUUAUAUAAGUAAAAAAUAAAAAUCAAAGUGAAAUCUUUAAUGCUGAGAAGAAUAAAGAAAUUAAUAAUGUUAUUGUUACUGAUUUAACUUAUGCAUUUAUCAUUGUAGGAGCAAUAUUAAUUAUUGAAAUAUUGUAAUUAAUCUUAACUGUGACUUUAAGAAGAAAAAUCUAGCCUGCAUUGCAAAUUAUACAUCCAAAAAUGUUAGAGCAUUUACACGCUAAAUUUCCACAGAAAAGGGAAAUCUUUUUAAUGAUUUAUUCAAUUUUUAGUAAAUCAAGUACUUUAGCUGAAAGAAUGUUUUUGGCUUCUUUAAUGAGUCUUAGUGAUGAUAUUGUAGAUGAAGAUAUAAUUAAAUUUUAGAUUCUAUUUAGUAUUGUGAUUAUUGCAAAAUUUGCUGACUCAUUUAUUAUAACCUUAAUAAAUUUAAUCAAAUUUAUGUUUGCUACACCAAAUGAUGAUUAAGCUAAAUAUUUAUCCUUAUUGUAAAGAAAUCUCUACUAUUAAAAUUAUUUUGUUUCAAGUGAUGUUUUAGUAACAUUAUGUCCAGUUUAAGGAUAUCAAUUAACAAAAACAAUUAAAGUUAAUUAUGAAAUUAUAAUUGAAACAUAUAGGAUGAUUUUUAUAGAAUUAGUAUUAUUCAUAUUUAUUUGGACAUUCUCUAAAAAUAAUCAUAUAACUGGAUUUUAAAAUUUUAUUGAUCCAAAAUGGCCAACAUUGCGAUUAUGGAUGACAUUUCUCUUUUUAAAAUGUAUAAUCUCUAUAAUCUUAUCCCUUUUUAAAAUUUUAACUGUUAGACCUGCAGUAAUAAAGUAAAAUGGAUUUAAUUAAGCAUUAGCAAUAAAAAGAUUCUAUUAAAAUAAACAUUAAUUUGUUAAACCAUAAAAUAUUUAAAUUGAAUAGAAUUUAUAAAAAAUUGAUUUCGAAUUAAAAAUAAAAUAAUAAUAGUAUACUUAGAAUUCGAGAGAACUUGAAUAAAGAAGAGAAAUAAAAAUCUUAAAUAAAAUUUAAGAAGAAAUCGAUUAGAUUGAUGAAGAACAUGAAAUUAUAUUUAGCAAAUAAACAUCACAUUAAGAAUAUUUAAGUAUAAAAUUUAUAUUAAUAUAGAUAAUUCUUCAUUGUCUGAUUUACCAUUAUAGGACCUACCUCAGUCACCAUUAAGUCAUUAUCUUCCUAAGUUUAAAUUUAAUAUGUGA